AUGAGGUACGCCUUCAUCGUCGCUAUCGGGCUUUUGAGCCCUGCGAUGGCAAUGCCCACCCAACAGGGCCUUGAGCAACGCGAUUUAAUAAAUGCGGCGGAAGAUGUUUGGAAUGGCUUAAAAAAUGGGUUUGGCGAUAUAAUCGGCAACGGUGGCGGUGAUGCUAAGACUCCUGAGCCUACUGCCGCUCCUGAGCCUACUGCCGCUCCUGAACCUACUUCCACUCCUGAACCUACUGUUACCGUCACUCCUGAACCUUCUGUUAACGACGCUCCUGAACCUACUGUUACCGUUACUCCUACUUCCAAUCCUACUCUUCCAAUUGGAACUCCGGAGAACGGCAGCAAUAACGAAGGCAGCGGCAAAGUCUGCACAAAGAGGAGCCCAGCCAUCGGAGUAAUCAACAAGGCCGCCGAAGGCCAAGUCUUGGAAAUGACCAGCGCGUCCAUCAUUACUUCCGCUGGUUUGCCCGCGCGGCCUUUCGUCGGCCGCCCAUCCAGCUCGGCUAACGCCAUCUUGCCCUCUGAUAGCAUGGUCGCUAAACGCUUUGGAAGCAGCAUUUACAAGGACAGGCGCAGGUCCGAAGCUGACCCAGUCACUUCUACGUCAACCACUGCCACGACAACUCCAUCUUCGUCGGUUACGCCGAGUUCUGUUGUGGCUACAGCAAUACCUACGCCGUCACGAUCCAAGGUUGGAGGACUGCCCCCGUCGCAGGUCGCUGCUGUUAUGGAGAAAAUUGAGGAGGCAAUUGAGGGAGAAGUUGCACCGUUCGUCAUAGCCGAGGAGGCGCUCGCUGCUGUUGAGCCAUUUAUGGCAGGUGGGUCGAUUUCUCGCCGAGAUGAUAACCGCUCAGGUCGUGAGAAUGGAGCAAAUGGAGGAGAGACCACUACUACGAAAUCUCCACCUUCUCAGUCCGGUUCCCUCAAGACGGUCAAAGUACCGUUGGAGGAGCUUACUGAUAUUGAGAAAGACUUGGCUGAACUCGUUAAAGAAGUUAAGUCUGCAGAGGGAAAGACUGGAGAGCACAAGAACGGCAAUGCGGAGUCUGCACACAAGGACGGCAAUGGUGUGGAAGCAGGGCAUAGUCCUGCACUUUCAGCCGCUACUCCGAGUGCUGAGCCUUCCGCCACUCGGCUUGGUAUUCCCACCGGCACUGGCUCCGUGCCUCACUCUGGUGAUGGUCAUGGUGGCUCCGUGGAUGGUCACGGCAGCUCCUCUGGCGCUGCUGCUCAUGGUGGUUCCGGCAACCGUCACGGUAGCGGCUCCGGCGUUAGUGAAGACAAGCCGACUUCGACAAGGCCGAUUGUCUCGCCGUCCUCCAACUCCCUUCCGGCUUUAGAUCAUCAAUCUCCUGCGUCCGGUGGUGAGAGACCUAUACUCCCUUAA
Messenger RNA from Penicillium lagena, 1389 nucleotides. RefSeq lists its product as uncharacterized. NCBI's taxonomy places the organism in Eukaryota, Fungi, Ascomycota, Eurotiomycetes, Eurotiales, Aspergillaceae. The record is from RefSeq and is a predicted model, not a curated record. The transcript has 4 exons. The coding region runs from base 1 to 1389 and encodes 462 amino acids.